GUUACGAAUGGGCUCAACGUGGCGCGUGAGGAAGCGGGCCGCCUCCAAAUCGAUCGCGCUCAACCCUACACCUGACUUCGCCGCCCUGAAAACCCCCGCCGCGAAAGCCGCAACCGGAACCGGAGUUGACCGAUGGCGAUUGCAGCGGCGGCGGCGGGAGCGGUUUCCUCCCCCAACCUAUACUACCGCCCUGGCAACCCUCGCCUACCACAUCAACAGGAAACAGCGGCUUCGGCGACACUCAUCGUCAAGCCCAAAUCGGCCAUAUUCGGGAGACGAGCACUGUCUUCUUUCCUCUGUGAUUCCCAGCGGAAUGAUGACGGAAGGACUGGGGUACUUCCUAUUCGGUCAGAGAUGACGACGGAGUCGGCGACGAGCGAUGAUCCAGGGUUUGCCGAUAGAGGCGCGGGUCUUCACCACAUCCCACGGAUCUCCCCUCUUAUGGCGGCGUCCCCGGCGGUUGCCUCCUCCGUUGCGCUGCCUCCGAAGAGGUACAAGAAGAGCGUUUGCCUCUUCUACUGCGAGGAGAUGAGGGAGCUCGCCGAGCGCGUUGCCUUGGAGAGCGACUCCAUCUAUCUGCGUAGCAUCUCUUGGAGGAAAUUUGAGGAUGGUUUCCCAAAUUUAUUCAUCCCAAAUGCUCAUGGCAUUCGUGGGCAACAUGUAGCAUUCUUGGCCUCAUUUAGCUCUCCUGGAGUAAUUUUUGAGCAGCUGUCUGUCAUCUUUGCGUUGCCAAGGUUGUUUAUCUCCUCAUUUACACUUGUUCUUCCCUUUUUUCCAACUGGAUCUUAUGAACGUAUGGAAGAUGAAGGGGAUGUUGCAACAGCUUUUACCCUUGCUAGAACUUUGUCAAACAUUCCAAUAUCAAGAGGUGGACCAACUAGUUUGGUCAUUUUUGACAUUCAUGCCCUGCAGGAGAGAUUCUACUUUGGAGACUCCGUCUUGCCAUGCUUUGAGAGUGGGGUGCCUUUGCUAAAGAAUAGACUUCAGCAACUACCAGAUUCUGAAAAUAUAUCUAUUGCUUUUCCAGAUGAUGGUGCAUGGAAGCGAUUCCAUAAGCAACUUCAACAUUUUCCAAUGAUUAUUUGCAACAAAGUUAGGGAAGGUGAUCAACGAAUUGUACGUCUAAAAGAGGGUGAUCCUAGAGGCCGUCAUGUUGUUAUAGUUGAUGACUUGGUGCAAUCAGGUGGUACUCUGAUUGAAUGCCAGAAAGUAUUGGCUGCUCAUGGGGCAGAGAGAGUCAGUGCCUAUGUGACCCAUGGUAUCUUCCCUAAUAGGUCAUGGGAGCGAUUCAAUAAUGACAAUGGAGUGGGUCCAUCAAAUGGAUUGAGCUACUUCUGGAUAACUGAUUCGUGCCCACUCACAGUAAAGGAAGUAAAGAACAGACCUCCCUUCGAAAUUUUAAGCCUUGCUGGUGAAAUUGCUGCUGCUCUUCAAAUAUAGAUCCAUUUGGAACAAUGGUGCUGGUGCUGUUACCGAGUUGUGGCGUAAAUGAAUCAAGUGGGAGAGUCUGGAUCAUUCUGGUUUCUCUCAUGUAAUUUAUUUUUUGUUUAUAUUUGUACUUGUAAGUAGCAAAGGUACUCUUUUGGAUGCUAAAACCCUUGUUUGGUUUGGCUUGGAAUAAUAAGGGCCUCUUGGUCAGUUAAUAUGACUUGAUGGAAGUAUAGUGCAACUAUUGACAUUGUUUUAUAGCUUUUGGAUAAUACUUGAGCCAU
Messenger RNA from Musa acuminata subsp. malaccensis (wild Malaysian banana), 1712 nucleotides. Its product is annotated as ribose-phosphate pyrophosphokinase 4. NCBI's taxonomy places the organism in Eukaryota, Viridiplantae, Streptophyta, Magnoliopsida, Zingiberales, Musaceae. Gene Ontology annotation, molecular function: ribose phosphate diphosphokinase activity; magnesium ion binding. The record is from RefSeq and is a predicted model, not a curated record. Gene Ontology annotation, cellular component: cytoplasm; ribose phosphate diphosphokinase complex. Gene Ontology annotation, biological process: purine nucleotide biosynthetic process; 5-phosphoribose 1-diphosphate biosynthetic process.